This is a messenger RNA of Sciurus carolinensis (gray squirrel), 2248 nucleotides long. Its product is annotated as broad substrate specificity ATP-binding cassette transporter ABCG2-like. NCBI's taxonomy places the organism in Eukaryota, Metazoa, Chordata, Mammalia, Rodentia, Sciuridae. Gene Ontology annotation, molecular function: ABC-type transporter activity; ATP hydrolysis activity; ATP binding. The record is from RefSeq and is a predicted model, not a curated record. Gene Ontology annotation, cellular component: plasma membrane.
GAUGCUGUGAUGGGCACUUUGACGGUGAGAGAAAACUUAGAGUUCUCAGCAGCUCUUCGACUUCCAACUGUGACGGAUCAUGAAAGAAAGGAACGGAUUAACAAGGUCAUUCAAGAGUUAGGUCUGAGUACAGUGGCUGAUUCCAAGGUUAGCUCUAGUGGAGAAAGAAAAAGGACCAGUAUAGCAAUGGAGCUAAUCACGGAUCCUUCCAUCCUGUUCCUGGAUGAGCCCACAACUGGUUUAGAUUCAAGCAUAGCAAGUGCUAUCAUUUUGUUCUUGAAAAGGAUGUCUCAGCAGGGACGAACAAUCAUCUUCACCAUUCAUCAGCCUCGGUAUUUCAUCUUCAAGCUGUUCGACAGCCUCACCUUAUUGGCCUCAGGAAAACUAAUGUUCCACGGUCCUGCACAGGAGGCCUUGGGGUACUUUGAAUCAGCAGGUUACCAGUGUGAGCCCUACAACAACCCUGCAUACUUCUUUCUGGACAACAUUAAGAGAGACUCCUCUACUGUAGUAUUAAAUAGAAAGGAAGACGACUGUGAAGCCAACAGGGCUGAACAGUUUUCCAAGACAGAGGAGUCGGUCAUAGGCACCUUAGCUGAGUUUUAUGCCAACUCCUCCUUCUACAGAGACACAGAAGCUAGAUUACAGGAGCUCUCAGAUGGUCAGAAGAGGAGCUUCGCCUUUGAGGAGGUCGCUGAUGUCACCUCCUUCUGCCAUCAAUUCAGAUGGAAUCUCUGGCGUGCAUUCAACUCUCUCGGUUUUCCCUUCAUCACUCUUCUUCAGCUGUUUGCCACAGUCAUUCUGGGACUGAUUGUAGGUGCCACCUUUCUUGUGCUAAAAAAUGAUUGUACUGAAAUCCAGAAUAGAGCCUGGGCACUGUAUGUGCUGAUUGCCUUCCAGUGUUUCAGCAGUGUGACAGCUGGGGAGAUCUUUGAGCUCCAGAAGAAACUGUUUAAACACGAGUACGUCAGUGGAUACUACAGAGUGUUGCCUUAUUUCUUUGGAGAACUCUUAUCUGAAUUACUACCCAGGAGGUUUUUGCCAAGUGUCCUAUUUAAUUUUAUACUAUACUUCAUGUUAAGGUUGAAACUAGAUGUGGAGGCUUUCUUCAUGCUGAUGUUUAUUGUCUUACUGGUGGCUUAUGCCACCAGUUCCAUGGCCCUGGUGCUGGGAGCAGGGGAGAAGGCAAUGGACAUGAAGACAUUUCUUGUGAACCUCUAUUUUGUGUUUAUGAUGGUUUUCUUGGGUAUGUCACUGAAUUUUGGAACCACAAUACCGUGGCUCUCAUGGUUUGAGUACUUCAGUAUUCCUCAUUAUGGCUACAUGGCUUUGCAGCAUAAUGAAUUUUUGGGACGAAACUUCUGUCCAGGACUCAGUACAACAGAAAGCAGUGGCUGUACCAGCUAUGUGAUAUGUACCGGUGAAGAAUUCUUGACCAUCCAGGGCAUUGAUCUCUCGCCUUGGGGCUUGUGGAAGAAUCUCCUGAGUCUGACUUGUAUGAUUCUUGUGUUCCUCACAGUUACCUAUCUAAAACUGGUAUUUCUCAAAAAAUAUUCUUAAAUUCUCCUUUAAUUUACCAUGAAUUACCCUCACAUUCAAAAGGAGCACCUGGAUUUAUUUUAAGUAUCCGAUGAAGACAUUUUGUGGUCUUGGGUUCAGCUGCCAUCACACUGUUGUAUAGUAACAAUUAUUAUCAAUAGAAACAUUCAGAAAAAUCACAACAAACUGUAUUAUACAUGAAAGAACCCAAGCUAAACACUAACAAGAUUAUGCAUUACAUAUUAGUUCAUCUCUACAGACAGUAACCAAGAAGGAAAAAAAAAUAUUUUAUUGACCUAAAAUGGAAUUCUAGAAAUGCUUGUCAAGUGAAUAAUAUCUCUAGUAUCAGUAUUCUCAUCUUCAAAAUGAAUAAGCCAGUUGAUAGUCCUCCAGUUUUAAUUGUCUGUGAAUCUCUGAUCUGCCAUUGUUGAAUAAGUAAUACAUAUAUGAAAGCUUUAUGAAAUAACUAAAUCUAAAAUAUGUUAGAAAAAUCAGUAUUAUUUCUAGGAUAAGAAAAGUCAUGAUGACUGAAAAACAUGUCUUUGAUAAGCUUUUUGAGGUUGGUGGAAUUCACUGAUACUUUCCUUGUGGAAUUGUAAGAGCUCAGGAGUCUUGGCUGGGGGCUUAGGGCUACAGGAGCAGUAGAGAGCCAGGGGUCUGGAGACAUGGUUUUUGUGCCAUUUCUGGAACAUUCUGCCCUGAAGUCACU